UAAUUAAAUACCCGUUACUUCACGCGACAUGAUUACGAAUUGCCACCCCGACAGUUGCUAUGGGAAACGGAAACCCACUCACUGCGGGUUUAAGGAACCGAGGAAGCCCUGACUGGCCUGCACUUGCUGCAGUACACUACACUGCUCUCAAAUCUGCGCCCUUUCUAUUUCACUUGCACGCUUAAUCGCUCUCGGUGUGCUUCGAUGGAGAGCUUGAGGGUUCGUUUGGAUUUCGAGCACCGGAACGUUAUGAACAAAUCACAGUUGAAGGAGGGACUCAGGCGAAGUUGGCUUCUCCUCAAACCGGAAAUGAAGACCAUCUCCGACCUCGCCGCCUAUCUCCUUCGUGCAUUCGACCUCCACGACUCUUGCCCCAGUGGCCUCAUCCUCUCCAUGGAUGGCUUUGUAUUACCGUCUUUUGAGUCAACAUGCAUUUUGAAGGAUAGAGAUAUCGUCUGUGUGAAAAGGAAGGGGGAUGCAGUAGUGAAUACCAUUCAGGCAGGUGAGGGGUUUGACUCUCUUGAGGUAGAGGAGAAUGUGGAGAAGCAACCUGUGCUUAAAGGUGUGAAACUUUUGUCAAAUGAGGGAUUUGAAAAGGAACAUGAUGAAAAUCAUGCGAGUGUACACGAAUACAAGGUUUCCAGGAAAAGAAAGGCAUCAAAGAAACUUCAGAGCUCAAAGUAUAUUUGGCACAUCCCAUUUGUGAGGAAGAAAAAUAAGGUUGCUACUACUGUAAAAUGUCCAGUUCUUGCUGAAGUUGAUCAGAAAGAUGUCUGUGCUGAGGAGACUCAAAGCAUUCAUCAUCGUGUAGUUGUCCCAAAAAAGAGUCUCAAACAGAAUAAGUUAUUGAAAUUACCUGGUGAGCAGGAUAAAUUGAGUGCCCUCGAAAGUGAUGAUAGAAGUAAUGACAUUGCCAAAUCUGCACCUAGUGCAAAGAGAUUCUGCCAGCUUCAAGAAAACAGUGGAGGAAGUGUUGCAGUAUCCUGUAAGCCUGGUGAAUCCAAAAAGUUCCCUAGUAGAAGUGCUCGGCGUAAAAAGGCAAAAAGGCUGUGGUUGAGGGAACAAGUCAAUAUUGAGAAGAAAAAGCUACUUCAUCAGGGGCAAAUGCUCACAAAGGACGAUGAGCAGUCACCUGUCAAGGAUGAUCAGAAAGUCUUUGAAGAACAUCAUGAACCGGAUGAAAAUGAUGAUAGAGAGGAUGAGGUUGUCCCAGUUGUAAUUAGACCUGGACACAUUCGAUUUGAGCGUCUUGGUAAAGUGUAUGCAGAUCAGGCUGUCAAGAAAAAUGAAAGUCAAAUGGAGCUCUUGCGGUGGAAUGGAAUGACUAGCAAAAAGAAGGGUAAAAAAUGGGGCACCAAGAAAGUUGCUUCUUACAAAAGGAAUGAUCAUGCGAGUUUAAAUCAAAAGAUUUCUGAAAAGCAAGCUGCUGGAGAAGCAGCAACUGGAGACAAUCCUGUGGAUUUGGAUAAGCUUAAGCCUUAUACUAGCUCGCCUAAGGAAGGUGAUGUAGUUGCAUAUCGUUUGAUUGAGUUAUCAUCGUCAUGGACCCCUGAGGUUUCUUCCUUGCGAGUAGGGAAGAUAUCACGCUAUGUCCCUAAAUCCAAUAGGAUUAUGCUGGUAACAGUUCCAGAAUAUCCAAUUGAUUUUGAGAAGAUAACAGAUACAUCCCUUUAUGGGGAAAAUGGGUCUUUAAAGAUAAGUUAUUCAAUGCUUAUUGACGUCCGCAUUGUGAAGCAUGGCAACUUGGGUACAACAAAAACAGUCACUGGUGAGUAUAAUGAACUUUUUUUGGGUAAUCGAACCCCUGUAUCAGGUGUCAGGGUCGGCAAUAACAACAAAGAGACCCCUUCCCGAACCCCUACCCUUGCUCUAGGAAAUGGAGAAGUAGAUGCAUGGGAUGAAAUCAGUCAGGCUUUAAAUGCAAAGAAGGCUCAGCUCUCUCAGCAGGGUGGUUGGAGUAAGGAAGAGACUUCUGGCAAGAGUGCGUGGUCCUAUACGGCCUCCAGGAGCAGUGCGCUGGGCCCAACAGUGACAAAUGCUCCUUUAAGAGCGCAAAAUGGACAAUGAGAAAUGCUGCUGGCAUUAGGACACAAGCAUCUGCUGUUUCCUGUCAACGAGAUUCAGCAAUUUUGGUAGAAAGUAAAAGAAUAUGGUAUUAGUUUUGUGUAUUUAUGGGCUAUGGAAGGCUAAGGGCUUUGAUAUAAAAGUGUUCAGUUUUACCGUUAGUCGGAGAGAACUUUGCAUUGGUCUCCAUCUUUCUCAGGCUUUGUGAGGCCUGAGUUGGCCCAGUCAAUUGAGUGCGACUAUGGUAUUGAUCUAGAGUGUGUACAAAACAAAAGUGGAUAAGGCAAGUAAAUAUCAGUAAAAUAUUCUCUUUUCCCACCA
Messenger RNA from Carya illinoinensis, 2385 nucleotides. Its product is annotated as coilin-like. Gene Ontology annotation, molecular function: U1 snRNA binding; U2 snRNA binding. NCBI's taxonomy places the organism in Eukaryota, Viridiplantae, Streptophyta, Magnoliopsida, Fagales, Juglandaceae. Gene Ontology annotation, biological process: spliceosomal snRNP assembly. The transcript is spliced from 13 exons. The record is from RefSeq and is a predicted model, not a curated record. The coding region runs from base 205 to 2067 and encodes 620 amino acids. Gene Ontology annotation, cellular component: Cajal body.